Messenger RNA from Phytophthora infestans T30-4, 1695 nucleotides. RefSeq names its product DEAD/DEAH box RNA helicase, putative. The transcript has a single exon. Bases 1 to 1695 code for a protein of 564 amino acids. Lineage: Eukaryota; Oomycota; Peronosporomycetes; Peronosporales; Peronosporaceae. Gene Ontology annotation, cellular component: nucleolus. The record is from RefSeq and is a predicted model, not a curated record. Gene Ontology annotation, molecular function: RNA binding; RNA helicase activity; ATP binding. Gene Ontology annotation, biological process: rRNA processing.
AUGACGGACGUUAUUGACGCCAAGGCCCAGCGCAAGGCCGAGAAGAAGAACAAGAAGGCUGCACGCAAGGCUGCAGAGGCCGCUGCUGCUGGAAAUCCCGUCGCGGAGCCAUUCAAGAAGGAUAAGAAGCAGAAGAAGCACAAACGCGCUCGUGAAGAGGCCGAGACGCCCGCCGAGAGCUCAAAAAAGCACAAGAAGGACAAGAAGGGAAAGAAGAAAAACAAGAAGCAGAAGAGCAGUGAUGAUGGUGAUAAUGAGGACGUAGCGCCCAGCACUGACUUCUCCAGCGGCCCAUACCAACAGCCGCCAGCCAAGGACGGCAGCUUCAAGAAGGCCUUCUACACUGAAGGCCAGGACACUGCUAAGAUGACCAACGAGGAGGUUUCUGCUUUCCAUGAGACCAACCAGAUGAUCCUUAGUGGCAACAACUGCCUCUACCGUCCUGUGCUGAGCUUCGACGACGUCACUUUCGAGUCCAAGUUCAUGAAGACAACCAAGGGCUUUGACAAGCCCACGCCCAUCCAGAGUCAGUGCUGGCCCAUCCUGGCCUCGGGACGUGACAUCAUCGGUAUUGCCGAGACGGGAUCCGGCAAGACGCUGGCCUUCUCGAUCCCUGGUCUCAUCCAUAUUGCUGCCCAACCGGAGGUGUCCCACAAACACCCAGGCCCGCGCAUGCUCGUUGUCGCUCCGACGCGUGAGCUGGCGAUGCAGAGCUCAGCUGUGAUCUCGGAGGCUGGCAAGAAGUGCGGACUCAAGAGUAUCUGCAUCUACGGUGGCGUCCCAAAACAUACGCAGAAGAAGGCGCUGCGCGACGGCGUGCACGUGGUCGUGGCCACUCCUGGUCGUCUUAAAGAUCUGGUGGAAGAACGCUCGUGUAACCUGUCUAAGGUCACGUUUGUGGUGCUCGAUGAGGCCGACCGUAUGCUGGAUGAGGGUUUCGAGAAGGAUAUCCGCGCCAUUAUCGGCAGUACGCACCCUGAGCGUCAGAUUGCCAUGUUCAGCGCCACAUGGCCACAGUCGAUCCAGAAACUUGCACACGAGUUCUUAAACGACCCAGUGAAGGUGACUAUCGGCUCAGAUGAACUCGCUGCCAGUCACAACGUUACGCAGAUCGUCGAGGUCGUUGAAGACCGUGCUCGUGACUCUCGUGCACACGCUCUAUUGCAGAAGUAUCACGCGAGUCGUAAGAACCGUAUUCUACUGUUCGUCCUGUACAAGAAGGAGGCUGACCGUGUGGAGCGCAUGCUGCACCAGCGUGGCUGGAACUGUAUCGCCAUUCACGGUGACCGUAACCAGCAACAGCGCUCGGAGGCUGUGGAGCAGUUCAAGUCUGGUGAGGUCCCGCUGCUGAUUGCGACAGAUGUGGCUGCUCGUGGUCUCGAUAUCCCUGGUGUUGAGUACGUCAUGAACUACUCAUUCCCGUUGACGAUUGAGGACUACGUGCACCGUAUUGGUCGUACAGGCCGUGGUGGUAAGAAGGGUACGGCUCACACGUUCUUCACCGCUAACGAUAAGCCUCGCGCUGGAGAGCUUGUGAACCUCCUGCGCGAGAGUAAUCAGGAGGUACCAAAGGACCUGACCAAGUUCGGUACGCACGUCAAGAAGAAAGAGCACAAACUGUACGGCGCUUUCGCCAAGAACAUUGAUGCCACGAAGAAGGCCACCAAGAUUACCUUUGACAGUGACGACGAGUAA